AUGGCCUUUCUAAGCCUAGGACAAGCUAAACUACGUCUCGAGGCAGAGCACGACAUCCUUCCCGAAAUCGGGCUGACUCCCGAGGAAAUGCCCAUCCAGCACCAGCCGAGCAUGGUCAGGCUCCGCAGACCUCUUCCGAUACCCAUUGCCUUCCAAGCCUGCCCAGACAAAGAGCCCCUGUUUGCCUCGCCAGUCCUGCCGGCCGAGAUCACCAAGCCCAGCGAGGGGCCCUUGAAUUUCAGCGAUGUCACCUUGGAGCCCCGGGGGAGCGACAUGGAUCGGCCAUCGGGGGAGGCCGCCUUGGUGGCUCUUCUGGAGCUCCAGCGUGCCGCUUGCGACUGGGGGCUGCCGGAGGCCGCCAAAGCUGCCAGAGAUGCAGCUGUGACGGUGGCGUCGCCCGCCCCUUCCGCUCUCAGGCAGUUGCCGGAUCUUCACGUGUGCGGAGACAGCCGGAAGGUUCCAGACCCACCGAGCACUGGAAGUGCACUUCAUGCUGCGAGGCAGCUGCGGAUCUCACAGCAGGGCGGAGGAGGUGCGGAUAUGACAAGGAGAGGUUACAGGCAGCCAACGGCCAGCUCAGAAGCCAGGUGGUCCGAGCGCAAAGCCGUGGUUGCCGCUCUGAAAGAAGCGAAGGGCGAGCCGCCACCUGCCAGCUCGCCGACGGCGCGGCUCAACAUCGCGUACCUCGGAGAUCGGCAGGUGAAGUGCCAGCGGCUACGGGACAGGUUGUGUCGAGAUCGAUGGUUCAACCUUUGA
Messenger RNA from Symbiodinium sp. CCMP2592, 756 nucleotides. Lineage: Eukaryota; Dinophyceae; Suessiales; Symbiodiniaceae. The record is from the annotation of a GenBank genome assembly.